Molecule: messenger RNA, 2352 nt
Organism: Chilo suppressalis (striped riceborer)
Lineage: Eukaryota; Metazoa; Arthropoda; Insecta; Lepidoptera; Crambidae
Source: the annotation of a GenBank genome assembly
CCUACCCCGUGGAGCCCUGUAAUCUUCAUCAUCAUCAUCAUCAUCAACAGCCUAUCCUAGUCCACUGCUGGACAUAGGCCUCUCCAAUUGCACGCCACUCAGAUCGAUCUUGGGCUACUCGCAUCCAGCUCCUGCCAGCCACCUAGCGCAAAUCGUCACUCCAUCGUGCCUGAGGACGUCCUACACUACGUUUGCCUAGACGCGGUCUCCACUCCAGAACUCGUCUACCCCAACGGUUAUCGGUUCUUCGGCAAAUAUGGCCAGCCCACUGUAAUAUUACUCACCGUUUAAACUAUCAGUUUGAACGAAAUGUGUCAUUUUAUGGGCGAGCUAAUAAAAUAUUCAUGACUCAUAAAAGGCUCGUCGAACAUAGUGACGCUUUGGUUUAGUUCAAACUCAUUGUCUCAUGGAAUAACACUUCAAAAUCAAAGAUGAUACAAAGGAGUGCUGUUAUUGGACGAAGUGGAGAUCGCUCAAACUUGCAACUUUACAAAGAAUUGGAAAUCCUAAAUUUCAAGGAGCAGAUAUCAAAUAGUGUGGAUUCUAAGGAAAGGGACAUAAAAACGAUAAGCGACAACUUCAUUCGACCCAAUACUAAAGGGCUUUUUCAGUCACAUGUUGCGUCCAGUCUAAAAAAACUUUCUAAAGAGCCUCGCAAUCAAUUGGAGUUGUUCCAAAAGUCCAUGAAGAUUAUGCUUGUUUGUGGCCAAUUUAUAGGACUGAACCCCGUCAUAGGUGCUCUGGAAUUAGACACUGCUAAAAUGAGAUUCAAAUAUAUAUCUGUCAGAUUUGUAUACAGUUGUCUACUAUUCGUGGCGCAAACUUCAAUGGCAGCUCUUUGCAUGUAUCGAAUAUACAGGCAUACUAUAUCUAUUACUAUUAUAUCUUUUGUGACUUUCUACGUUUCAACGUCAAUGACAACAAUCAUAUUUUUGAGGGUAGCCUACAAAUGGCCUGCUCUGAUGAAAGACCUCGUCAACUCGUCUUUAGAUAAAUAUGUUGAUUUGAAGGUCCAGCCUCAACUGAUUUGGACUAGCGUACUCUUUCUUAGUUUGGCAUUACUGGAACAUCUAUUAUCUCUGAACACAAAAUAUGCUGAAUCAAGCGUGUGCCCCCAACAAAACAACACUGCCUACAAAAACUUCAUUGACCUAAGUUUCCCUUGGUACAGAGAAUUAGAUUUGCCAUUCCACAUAUCAACUGGUAUAUUUUUGCAGUUUGUGAAUUUUUGUACAACAAUAAAUUGGAGCUACUCUGACGUUUUCAUGGUGUGUAUGAGUAAUUAUUUAGAGGCCAUAUUGAGGAAAAUAAACAAAAGCAUCGUGGAAGCAGAACAGAAGUAUUAUCAGCCGUCAUUCUGGAGUGCAUUACGCGCCGACUAUACAAGAGCUACACGCUUGAUCUCUUCCUUCGAUAAUGCUAUCAGCGGGAUCAUGCUUCUAUCAUUUGCGACAAACCUCUUCUUCAUUUGUCUACAGUUGUUUUAUAUAUUUUCCCAUGGAGUUCGAGGAAACAUGAUUAUGAAAUGUCCAGGCUUACACGAGGUUCUAGUUUUUGGUGGUUAUGAACCACUGGUGUAUUUCAUAUUUUCUUCUGUGUUCCUGCUGUGUCGAUUCUUGGCUGUGUCACUUAAUGCAGCCAACAUUCACUCUGCAUCUCUGGCUAUAGCACCGUCGUUGUACAACUUACCAUCUACUGUUUACUGUACUGAGAUACAAAGAUUUAUUGAGCAAGUUCAUGGCAGUACCGUGGCUUUGAGUGGACUUCAAUUCUUUUAUGUAACCAAAAGUUUGAUUUUAACUGUAGCUGGAACUAUAGUGACGUAUGAGUUAGUGCUGCUUCAGUUUAACGGUGAACAGAAAUCAUAAAAUGAUAGUUAAUUUGCACCACAAAUAUAACUGAGUAUUAUACAUUAUAUAAAGUUACCACAUGAAUGUUGCCAUAGAGCGGCAAGUGAGCUUGCUACUUUUAAAGUCAGUGUUAAAGAAGGUGGAAUAUAAUAUGACGAUAAGUUAUAGAGCUGAAUUCUAUUUUUUGCACGUAUUAAUCAUAAAAUAAAGCUUGUUGUUUAGGAGUGCUACAAUUAAAUUUAUUUUACAAUUUGAAGAUGUUUCUUUAGUUACUUAUAACGGGUAUAACUCUGAAAUGAUUCUCUGAAUUGGUAGGAUUGAUUGGAGGUACUAACUGGUAAGAGUUUUUUUUUAUUUUUUAUAAAACAUGAUAAAGCUCACAAACUCUUGAGAGCCACCUGGCACCGUCUUGUCACGCGACGUUCACUCGUGGUCGAUGAGCAAACUCGGCUCGGCAGCUAAAGGGCCCCAUAUACGGAACGAUUCGUCGUUGCGAUCGAUC